AAUUAUGAUAGACUUUACUCGCAACGGGCAGGAACUUUUGCAGAGCGUUGAUGUUUCCAGCGGACCGUAUUUGGUGACGCAUUCGAGGUCCGCUCACGACGCAGUGAAGUGAUCGGUUUGUUUUCGUCGUUGAGAGUCGAUCAGACCGAGUUAACUUCACCAUGUCGAUAUUUACACCGACUAAUCAGAUCCGGCUGACUAACGUGGCGGUGGUGAGGAUGAAGAAAGGCGGGAAACGCUUUGAAAUCGCCUGUUAUAAGAAUAAAGUCAUGAGCUGGAGGACCGGAGCGUGAGUAACACACCCUCUAAUGACUAUUAUUAUUAUUAUCAUUAUUAUUAUUAUUAUCAUUAUUACACUCUGAUAUAGGUCAGGAUUCAGUUAGUGUUAAUGUUGUUGUCCUGUAAACGUCCAGUGAAGUCCAGCAUCUCUCUCUCUCUCUCUCUCCCUCUCCCUCCCUCUCUCUCUCUCCCUCUCUCUCUGACUGUCUCUCUAUUGUGUUCCUGUUCAGGGAGAAAGACCUGGACGAGGUUUUACAGACGAACUCAGUCUUCAUAAAUGUGUCCAAAGGUCAGACGGCAAAGAAGGAGGACUUGUCGAAAGCUUUUGGGACGGAGGAUCUGACAGAAAUCUGCAAACAGGUGAAGAAGAGUUCCUCAUUUAGGGGAGACCGGGGUAGGUUGAGCCAAAGGGUCAGGUGGACUUAGUCCUGAUGGUCUGGGGGAUCACUAGAGUCCAUGUCAUGGGUAUCUUCCUCGUCUGUGAAGGCUUCAUUAAUGCUGAACUAUAUCUACAGGUUCAGGACCAUCAGGACUCUGUAGUUGGAGUCACUGCAUGGUCUUAAUAUCACUUAUCCACGAACUGUCCUGAGGUCUGAUGGAUCAACACUCUUUUAGAAAGGACAACUGGACUUACAACAAAGAACUAGAAAUCAUAGAUGCUGCAUUCUCGGUUUUAAACAAUAGGGGAGGGUGGGGUAAGUUGGGCCACCACCUGUUUCUUGAAAAUGGUCAAAGAAAUUGAUCAUGUGACCAAAUAUUUAGGAGAUGGGCAUCAAUUCAUGGAGUCUGUGAAGGUUAGAAGCACAUGGGUGAAGGGGUUAGACAUUUAAAGUGAAUUUAGUCUUUAGUCAUCAGUUUGAUUAAAAUUGUGUUCAGACCAAAAAAGAUCAUUUAAAUUAGUUUUAUACAUCAAUUGUGGUAUCUAUGAGCUACAACAUGAGGUCAACAACAUAACAAGUCCACCAUUUUAGUUUAGAGGACUAAUAAAGUCAUCAUAGUAGUUCAGGGGUAACUGAGAAAGUAAUAAAAAAUAAUAAUAAUAAAAACUUUAUUUUUACAGCACUUUUAAAAACAGAAGUUUACAAAGUGCUUUGACAUAUAGUCAUAAAGCACAUGGAAAAAGACAUAAAAACAAAAAGCUCAGUUAAAACAGAAUUGAAGACCAUUUUCAUUUUUCAUAAGGAACCCAGACAAUACAAGAACCAGAGGAAAGAAAGAGGGAUACGGCUCAACUUACCCCACUGCUAUGGUCAACUUACCCCAUACACGGGGUAAGUUGACCAUAGGAGACCCCUUUGUUUUUGUCCUGCUAUAUUAUCAAGAUGACAGUUCUGUUUACACUCAUUCUGAUGAAGAACAUCCUGAAAUAUCUGCAGAUACACGAGUUAUAGACAAAACUAGGACUGACUUGAUGGACUGAUCCAAAUAUGAAACAUGGAUCAUCUUACCCCGCUCUCCCCUACAGUCUCAUCAUCCUGAUCAGGUUCCCCUGCUGUCUGACACUUCUUCUCUCUCUGUUUUACGUGGACAGAUUCUGUCCAAAGGAGAGCUGCAGGUAUCAGACAAGGAGCGGCAGUGUCAGCUGGAGACCAUGUUCAGAGACAUCGCGACCAUCGUGGCAGAUAUGUGCGUCAACCCAGACACCAAGAGGCCGUACACAGUCAACCUGAUAGAGCGAGCCAUGAAGGACAUCCACUACUCUGUGAAGCCCAACAAGAGCACCAAACAGCAGGUGAGGAGAUGGAGACGUCUCUCCUUUCAUUAUUAACACCACAAAGCAGCUUUACAGAUGAGAGUGGAUUAUAAAGUCACCAUUUCUUAUUAGUUAGACACUAUAAUAAUAAUAUAUAGAUGACCAUUAUCCAUGUAGUAACUGUCCUCCUGCUGCAUUUUAAGAUUUAUUUUAACUAACCACACUGUCCUCAGUCGAUUGAUUUAAUAUUUGUGAAUACAGCAGAUCUUAUAAACUUUCAUUGAACCUCUUAUUGAUCCACUCUGUCACCUGAUUUAAAUUCAAAAUAUACACUUUGUGCCUGAGAAAUUAUACCUUAAAAUAUACUUUACAUUUGCUGAUACCAUGAAAUGAUCAAUUAUGAUCAGAGUUUAAGACUUAAUUCAAUGUUACCAUCAUCUUAUUGGUCACCCUGUGUCCAGUUACAAAUAAUACAAAUCACAAAACUAACUUGUAGUUAGCAAAGAUUCGUGGAAAAUGAAUCAAAGUAAAAGUUAAAAAAAAAAUUCUGGAUAGUAAAAGUAGUUAAAAUAUAAAAGCUUAACUAAAGUGCAGAUACUGAUUUCAGUAUUUAUAAAAAAAAAAAAGUUCUUUCCUGGAAUCAGAACUUUUGUCAAGAGGUAGUUUUGAAGUUAUCAGUCGUACCUUACAGCUCCACUACCAUUCAACUGUUUUCUGCUAAAAAACACAAAACUACAUUUACCAUAAACUCAGAAACCUGCAUCGUUGAGUGUUGGCUCAAUAUUAACUCCUUAAAUGAAACAGAAUGUCGUUUGAACUUGUCAGAGGGAGUUAUUUUGGUUUCAGUUGAAAUGCACGUCAGUUCUGGAUAUAUGAAACCUGCGUUGUCGGUCUUCAGGCUCUGGAGGUGAUCCGGCAGCUGAAGGAGACCAUGCAGAUCCAGAGAGCUCACAUGAGGCUGAGACUGGUGCUGCCUGCUAAGGAGGCCAAGAGGCUGAAGGAGAAGCUGAAGCCGCUGCUGCAGGUCGUGGAGAGUGAAGAUUUUGAUGAGAAUCUGGAAAUGGUGAGGAGGGUCUAACACCAGUACUCCUGACACUCUCAGUUCUCCUCUUCCUGCCUGAUUUGACUCUCUCUCUUCCUCUCUGUAUUCAUCUCUUGUCCUCACCACUGUUCCUCUCCUCGUCUUCAGAUGUGUCUGAUCGAUCCCGGCUUCUACAGAGAGAUCGAUGAGCUGAUCCGCUGUGAGACUAAAGGCCGAGGUUCUCUGGAGGUUCUCAGUCUGAAGGACGUGGAGGAGGGAGAUGAGAAACUAUAAUCACCCAAACAUUCAGGACUCUGCACCUUAUCUACACUAACAGGCUUCGCUGGAGCACAUAAGACUCUUUAAAAACAUCAAUAUAUAUGUAAAGAUUCAUGCAAACAGUCCAGCAUCUUUACGAGUGAAGAGUUUAUUAACCUUUUAUUUUCAGGUUUGUGGUCCGGACAGUGAUGGGGGUUUAGGACACAGUCUGAGCAUGUAAAAGCUAAAGUGUCAGUAUGUGGACUUCAUUCUGGACCACUGACCUGAACCCUAACCCUGCGUGCCAUGAAGUCAUGCUCGAUCCCAAUUCAAGAGAAAAGUUCUUUUAACUGAUAAUUUAUAUUUUUCAUAAUGACUUACUUUGCUCUGUUGCAAAUAAAUAUUUAAAGAAA
Messenger RNA from Xyrichtys novacula (pearly razorfish), 3664 nucleotides. Lineage: Eukaryota; Metazoa; Chordata; Actinopteri; Labriformes; Labridae. The record is from the annotation of a GenBank genome assembly.